AUGUUAGUUCGAAAUCCUCGUUCGCAUCCAGGUCUUCGAGGGCAUUCUCUCCGCAAAGCUACGUUACGGCUUAUUUACGGGCCAUUAUCACCAACAUCCGCUGCAGUACGCCAACCGCGAUGCCUCGCCGUGUCCCAAUCCUCUUCUCGCCGCGUCUCAUUACACACCCCGUUUCGCACCGCCCUCCAGGUCCGCUGGAACUCACAAAGCCUCGAUAAGGAAGACACGUCCCCUGAUCCUUUGAAACCGUUGGAAGAAGGAUCCAACGAGAAAUCAAUGGAGGACGGAGCACGACAGGCGGUCAGCACGAUACAGCAAGGGAAGCGCGAGCAGCGACACAGCAAAAUCGACCUCUGGGACCACGUGCCAGCUGCGAGCGAAACUGUGUACAUCGGGAACUUGUUCUAUGAUCUCACGGCUGAGGAUCUUCGAAAACAUAUGGAGAAAUACGGAACAGUCGUGAAGACAUACAUCGUGCAUGAUGCCCGAGGCAUAAGUAAAGGGUUCGGCUACUGUGAAUUCACCUCAAUCGAUGGAGCUUGGAAUGCCAUCCAAAAUCUGCACAAUCGGGUCCUGGAAGGACGCCAGGUCGUCCUGCAGUACGCUCGCAGUCAGGUUCAUAAACACAGCGUUAAGGAAAACCCAUCCAAUACCCUCUUCAUUGGAGGGAUUCCAUACGAACUUUCGGACCGUGACCUGCAGAACAUUUUCAAGGACAUUAAAAACGUUCUGGACGUGCGUAUCCCCGUGGACCGCCGGUCGGGACAGAUCCGCGGUUUUGCGCAUGCGGAAUUCCUCAAUGUCGAGUCUGCCGAGAAGGCGAAAGAGAUUCUCUUGAAUCAAAAGCCUUCUGGCCGGACGUUGAGGGUUCACUUUGCCGAGCAUAAGCGGGUGGGCUUGUUGGUUGGUCAGAGUGAUCGGAAUCGAGCACGAGAGGCCCAUCGGGAACGGGAACAGGAACGAGAGGAGAUGGAGAUGGAAGAUAACCAAUCCCCUUCUGAUCGUUUCAAUGCAGUGCCCUAG
This is a messenger RNA of Penicillium maclennaniae, 1023 nucleotides long. RefSeq names its product nucleic acid-binding protein. The transcript has 3 exons. The record is from RefSeq and is a predicted model, not a curated record. Gene Ontology annotation, molecular function: RNA binding. Bases 1 to 1023 code for a protein of 340 amino acids. Lineage: Eukaryota; Fungi; Ascomycota; Eurotiomycetes; Eurotiales; Aspergillaceae.